CUUAGUGAAUAAUAACAUUUUUUUUAAUCCAAGAUAAGCCCAAAGGGCAUGGCCGGACAACAACAAUAUGAAACUGACAAUAAUAAAGAACGGUAGUCCGUAUGCAACCAGAAUCCGGAUAAAAGAGUCUGUUAUGCCACGAGGUAGGCAGCUCUAUGAAAGCUCCAUGGAGCAAAAUGACACGAGACUGACACAGGGAGUGAGAAGAGAGAAAGAAGAACUUCCUUUAGAAUGGAGUCGUCUCUCAAACGGGAAGACUUCCUUUCUGAAGCAUCUUUGAUGAUCAAUUGAGCAUUUCCUCAAAAUAAAAAAUAAAAAAACAUUAUGAAUCAGUGACUAUGUAAUAGGAAUCAUUAAUACCAUGUAUAAUUUACCAAGAGCAGAUGGCCUUAACUGAUAGACUGAUGAGAUUGAUUGAAUUUCCUUCAUGUAUCUUAAUUACGACAAGAUUCCCCUGUAAUGUGGCCAACCCAAAAGGGGUCCACUAAAGUACUGGAAAUCGCUAUCCAAAGAGAUUAGCGUCAACCAGUGAGGCAUAGUCAAAAGUACAGAAUAAUGACAUUGUAUUGCAUAAAAUGUCAAUUGAUUACAUAAUUCUUACAUAACAUGCUUCACUUAAAUAUUGUGUAAUAAAUAUUGAAUUUUUGUAAUCUUUGUGUAAUGUAUUUUGCGUAAUAUUUUUAAAAUGGCAUUACUUAAUAAUAAAAAAAUCAUAUUUAUCUUUUAACCAUUUUAAUGGACAUUCAUUUUAAAACUCCAAGUUCAAGCGAGAUUUUGAUCCGAGAUCUUCGGAGCACCGCUGUAACAAAGUUCCUUGCUAGGUUCGCCUUGCCAAUGCCAACGGUGGAUUCACCGCUGGCCGGAGGAGGCCCUGACGCCUCCCACCAUGCAGAAACAGUCACUGGUCAGAGAAGACUGCCAUCCACAAUGUCUUCUCCAAACCCUAAAGGGGAUAGAGAAACACAGCAAAGCAAGAAACGAGCUAAGUCGACUACGCCCUCAAUCCACCCGGAAGAGUUGGAGGAUGUAGAGAUUUUGGAUGUCCGUGAUAAGGAGAUGGUUCGCAACGCCCUGAACAACCCAGAGAAACUAGCGUGCACCUCUGGGACGGGUGCGGCGAGACGCCUCUUUAGCUACGUCAUCAAGACAGACGUUUGGUACGUUGCAGACUCGGAUUCUGAAGACGUAGCGGAGGCCAUGAGGCAGGAUGGGAGAGAUUGAGGUUUUAUGGAGGAAGAAGGCUCGUUGUGCCCACCAAUACUCUUCACCGCAGGAAAAGAAAGAAAGUUUUGUAGAGCUUAUAGAUUAGCACUAGUGGUGAAAGUCUUGGGAAGAUCAGUGUCGUACACGGGAGUGUCCAAUCGGCUAAACGCCAUAUGGGCGAAAGCAGGAGGUAUCCAAGUAGCCUCGGCCAAAAAUGGGUACUAUCUUGUACGCUUUACGAGCGGUAUAGAUUAUGAGCGUGCAACCACCGGGGGGCCAUGGAUGAUUGGAGAGAACUAUCUCACGGUUCACAUGUGGGACAAGGAUUUCAACCCGUAUAAUCAUGAGAUCUUGUCAACUUUGGUGUGGGCUCGGUUACUCGACCUACAUGUCCAUUAUUUUCACCCAGAUGCAAUGACGAAGAUUGCGCAGCGCAUUGGGAAUCUGCUACAGGUGGACCAUGCAAUGAGCACGGGUGCUAUACUGGACUAUGCGCGAGUUUGCGUCCAAGUGGACCUUACGAAGCCGCUCUUGUCACAAUUUAAGAUACAUGGGAUAUUUCAUUCAAUAUGAGGGUUUGGAGAACAUUUGCCUACAAUGUGGAACAUAUGCGGCACGAGGCCGCUGUGCUUGUACCCCGCCGACGAAGAUGGACCAAGAGACAGUUAGCCCACCGGACCCGCAUGAGCUGGCCGAGCAGAUGGGAAAUCCACCAUCUCAAAGACCACCAGAGAAGGAGCAAGUAUACGACCAGUGGAUGAUUGCGAAGAAGAGGAGAAUGUUGACAUACCCAGAGGAGUGAACACAACAAAUGUGAUAGGAUCUAGCGGCAAUCUCAAAGGUGAUAAUUUGAGACAGAAUAAUCAGAAUACUAAAUGGCAAGAGAAGUUAGAGGGGAAACGUACGGGGAAGGAGCAUGUGAGUAAACCCACCAUGGCAAGCCAACGUCCACAGAAAGAAGCUAUCCUGACGGUCCCAUCCAGCGUUGGACUUUCCUCGGUACUCACCAUGCCACUCAUGCAUGAGGCGAAUAGAGAGCCGAGACCCCAGACUACUACAAACCCCCAGGAUCUCAUGACUACGACAGGAGAGAAGACUCAAUCAGUAGCGCAUGAGAAUAAUGAUCAUCGUUCUAGACCGCCAGAACCUAGGGAAGUGGGCAUGGAGGUCGAAGGUGAAGAGAAAUACAAAUUCUAUUCCGGUGAACAUGCGAGAGAGUCUCAGCCAUGAGGCUCCCCCAUCAUUAGUGUAAACUGGCGUCAGCCGAGUCCUACUCUACCAUGUGUCAAAUGAAGCUCAACAUUUUUG
Messenger RNA from Linum trigynum, 2511 nucleotides. The record is from the annotation of a GenBank genome assembly. Lineage: Eukaryota; Viridiplantae; Streptophyta; Magnoliopsida; Malpighiales; Linaceae.